AUGGCUUCAGACGACGACUCACAAGCUCUAGACACGCACCAUGACGACAAGGACUGGGAGGAGCAGAAGGAGAACUUCCGAGUAUGUUACAUCGACCGCAACAUGACUCGCAAAGAAGCGGCCGAGUACAUGAAACACCACUACAACUUCAACGCCACGCCUCGUCAAUGGGAGCGCAAGAUCAAGCAAUGGGGCUUUUCGAAGUACACGAACCGAGACGAGAGACUGGCGCAGAUUGCGCAAGCUGGCAAGACCGUGCUCGACGUUAGUCGUCCUGGUCGGCGGCCGCGCUCUUCCGUGGACGAACGAGGGAAUCUCCAGCCGCACGAGGAUCGCAACCUUCGCCGCUUUGCUCGACGAGAAGUCAGUCGCUCCCGAUCAAGAUCCAGAUCAACCUCCUUCGCCGACAGACCACGCCCACAGUUUAAGCAAGAGUUCUCGGAUCCCUCCGGAGCAUCCACCUUGGAUCCGGCCUUCAGCUUCAACGACCUGAGCUCAGAGAUGCGAAGGACGUCCAGCAGAGAAGGUCUCCUCACAGGCAGAAUGCAAGAUGCGCGGGGGAUGUCAGAUUCCAUGCAGGCCGGCUUCUUUCAAAAUCAGCAAGCAGUUGCACACGGACCCAACGACGACCCAAGUAUUACUGUUGGUAUCCCCAGCCACUUCCAACAAGGCCAGCCCCAUGGCUCACCACCCUUCAACACUGUACCAGCACAGAGUCAAUUCAAUACCUUCGCGCACGGGCCAAUCCCGUUGCACGCCUCGCAUGGCAUGGGCCUCGCAAACUCGAACCAGACAUUCUCGGGAGAUCCCACCGAUACAGCCUUUGGGUAUCCUAUGCCGGAACCGGUCAUGCAGCCUUUACCAACGGGCUUCAAUCAAUUUGGAAUGCACCCGGGCGUGCUACCAGAGGGUAUCAUGACUGACCAAGCGAUCUUCGACAACGGAUUGACGUUGCAGCAAGGUACUGAUGCGCUGGAUCAAGCAGGUUUCGAAACUCAUCCUAUGAUCACGUUUGACAUAGUGGACACGGACACUGCGGCGAUGGUACCUGCUUCCGAACCCGUUCCUCUGCAAGUUCAGCCCGCGAUGUCGGCCUCGUUUCCAGGGACCCCUCUUAGCGACAACAGUUCACUUGGUAGAGACGUCUUGCCACUGGUGGAGCAGUAUAUACGGGCUGUUCAAAACGUCGCGCUCAAUUCUCUGCCUCGAUCAUCAAAUGCCGCCGAUAUGUCGGAAAAGCUAGCGGCAGAUCUUGUACAACCAAGCAGCGCUUUCAUGGCCAGCAUGGCAAUCUUUCUUGACAAUUUUGACAAAACGAAGCAACGGUCUCUUCAGAGUAUGAAGGAUACGUGCAGCAAGCUCCGGCAAAAGAAUGCAGUUUUGGAACAGGUCCUGAAUGGCCGUAAGUUCUUCACUGUUGCGCCUUUGAUGCUAUGA
Molecule: messenger RNA, 1437 nt
Organism: Cladophialophora yegresii CBS 114405
Lineage: Eukaryota; Fungi; Ascomycota; Eurotiomycetes; Chaetothyriales; Herpotrichiellaceae
Exons: 2
Coding region: 1-1437 (478 amino acids)
Source: RefSeq, a predicted model, not a curated record